GCAAACCGGUUCCGUUUCUUCUCAUUUUCCGUGUGUCUUCGAUUUUUAUAAUUGUCCUCGGGCGUCUACAAUUUGUUUAUAUCUGUGUGUAUCAUUGUAUCCGUUAUAAAUGAACUCUACAAAAUGAUAUAAGCUUCAGCAGCACCUGUUUGUAAAGACAAUUUCAGGGGAAAUAAUGCGUUUGGAUAAAAAUGCUUUUGCGUUUUCGUCGUUAACUCUUGCAUCCCGGUUGAUGAACACAACGUUCUACUUUUAUUACGUCAAACUAUUUUUGGACAAAUAUCAUGUGUCAGAACCGUGGUUUCAAUUUUCUCAGGUUGUGUAUAUGAUAUGGAAUGCAUUGAACGACCCACUGUUUGCAUAUUUCCAAGAAAAAUCAAGCUGAGAUUUCUGUAGAAACAGACAAAAAGCGAUUUAUUAUGGGGCACCACUUUGGGUCUUGUCGUAUUUGUUACCAUGGUUUCCAUGGACAAAUUAUGAAUCAGACCCAGGAAGUUGGAUUUCUGGGAUGCAUUUGAUGAUAUCAUUGUUUGCUUACGACGCUCUUUACACAUUUGUACUUCUAUCACAAUGUGCAUUAUUUGCUGAAAUGUCUGUGAAACAUGAAGACAGAUUACGACUAAUCAAAUAUAAUCAGGUUGCUUCAGUCCUAGGAAAUUGCAGUAUUUUUAUUACUGGUGUUGUAUCGAAUAACAUGGAGAAUUUAUUCAAUUUACAACUUUGUUGUAUUUUUAUUGCUGCUAUAUCAUGGUUAUUUAUACGAUACUGUGCACUAAACACAACUACUUUAUAUGAUAACCAUAUAACGCCUAAAAAGCAGAAAGAUUCAUCAGGAUCUGAAAAUGGCUAUAAGAUAAAAAAUCACGACGAUGAAAUGAGUUUCAAAGCAGCUUGUCAAAUUACUUGGCAAAUUUUAUGCAAUAAGAAUUUCUUGAGUUUUGUAAUCAUGAAUUUUUUUCAGGUACUUCAUCAGACAUUUGGUACAAAUUUUCUCUUGAUAUUUGCUGAUCACCUUAUUCCAAAAUAUGCUUUAUCUUCCUUUGAAAGAAGUUUUAUUUAUGGCGCUUCAUUCAUACUACCUCAGGUUGUUAUUAUUCUUAGUGGAAGUAUUAUUGAAAAGUAUGGAUCAUUUCGUAUUAUCAUGGCCACAUUUUAUGCACAAAUAUUUUUUGCAAUUGCGCAAUAUUUUAUUGGGAGGAAUCACUAUUAUUUUGUUGCUCUAUAUCUUGUUUUAGAAACGACUCUUCCUUCUAUUGCUGCAAAUUUUACAAGUAUUAAUAUCGCCGAUGUAAUUGAUGAAGACAUGGCCAUACAUAAUUUGAAAUUACCACGAUCAUCAAUGAUAUUUGGAACGAAUGCAUUGGUAACAAAACCAGCUAUUUCUCUUGCACCUAUGAUAGUUGUUUUUAUAUUGAAUAGAUAUGACUAUGAUUCUUUGAAAGAAUCUGGCAUCAUCAAAGAGGAAUUUUCAUCAAAAGAUGCCAUACAACCUGACACAAUUGCAAUUGACCAACUGCAUUCAGUUAUGUUUAAUUUCAUGUGCUAUUUUCCUAUAGUUUUAUCCAUUAUACGAAUCUUCGUAUGGAAUCGUUUUCAAUUAAGAUCCUCUCAUAAAAAGGAUGCAAAGUAUGCUGAUAACGGAGAAUUAUAUUGAAGAGAUUUUGAUAUUUUUAUUUUCGAAUCAAGCAUAAGCCAUACAUAUAAAAAAUUAUCUAAACCUAGCAAUCCAUUUCCACACUUUGGUAGACAAAUUUGCUAUAUAUACUUCAUAUUGCACUUGUAUAAUAAUGAAAUAAUCAUUUAUGGCCCAUGCUUGAGUAGACUAAAUUCUUAGAUAUAACUUAUAUUGCACUUGCUUUAUAAUGGAAUUAUCAUAUUGAAUUUACCCAGUAUAUUGCAGUUAUUUUUAUUUAUUUUACAACUGCAUUUUUUAUUCAGCACCAAAAGUCAUAUUUGACCAAACCAUAUAUUGCAAUUUAUUUAUGUUAAAGCAAAAUUUUUCUAUCACGAUGUAUCCAUCUAUAAAAAUUGCUCAAAUUACCUUGAA
Molecule: messenger RNA, 2047 nt
Organism: Styela clava
Lineage: Eukaryota; Metazoa; Chordata; Ascidiacea; Stolidobranchia; Styelidae
Source: RefSeq, a predicted model, not a curated record